AUGGCGAGCCGCGCUCGUAUCCUGGCUUUGCGCGUGGCCAAGGACAAGUGGAUGUUCCACGCGCGCGCCGUGCCGGAGACCUCAUACGAACGCGCCUCCGAGGUCGCCGCCGCUCUGGCGAUCGCCAACGCGGGUCCAGAGAAGAUUCUUCCCCGGUUCGCGGCGCGAUGGGUCGCCAGGACCAACGCGUGGUGCGCCGAGACAUACGCGCAGUGGGGAGAGCAGCCCAUCGGUUCGUGGAGACGACGACUGCGGGACCUGGGCGCGUGGGCGCUGGACAGGAUACCGCCCGAGGAAACCACGCUCGGAGGGCUUCCCCCGGUGAUAUCGAGCGUCGAGGUCGCGUACCCGCAGUCCGCGGACGUUCGCGUCGUCCAGAGGCUGCUGCGCGAAGAGCUUCUCGGCGCAAAGGCGGACCUGACGAGGCGACGCGCGUGGACAAACGCGGGGAUCGCACCGCUCCUCCUGCCGCUGAUGCUGACCCCGCUCUCGAACGUGCCCAUCUACUGGAUCGGGUGGAGAGCAUGGACGCAGAUGAGGGCGUCUAAAAACGGCGUCGCGGCCAGGGACUUUCUAGCUAGUUCGGCGCCGCUCGCGGGUUACGACGGGUACGACGCGUCCAGCAUCACCACCAGGUGCACGAGGCUGGACGACGAGACAUACGCCGAGGACGGCGACACGGUGUGCUGCAGGGUCGAGAGCACCGGGGCGGGGCCGCGCGUGAUGUUCGUUCCGUGCGCGCUGUUGGACGCCGCGGACGAGCCGCUGCGCGCGUGUAACCGGGCCGGCGGAGUGGCUAGCUCGUUCCAGAGUAUUCACGAAGACACUGAGAGGGGUUUGUCCAGGCUGGACAGGGUCGUCGCGCCGGGAGCUUCGGACCUGGCGAGAAGGUACAGGAGAGCCAGGGCGUUGGGUGGCGGCAAGGACGCGGGUUAG
This is a messenger RNA of Micromonas commoda, 936 nucleotides long. RefSeq lists its product with no specific name. The record is from RefSeq and is a predicted model, not a curated record. Gene Ontology annotation, cellular component: mitochondrial inner membrane. The transcript has 2 exons. Lineage: Eukaryota; Viridiplantae; Chlorophyta; Mamiellophyceae; Mamiellales; Mamiellaceae. Gene Ontology annotation, biological process: proton transmembrane transport; potassium ion transport. Bases 1 to 936 code for a protein of 311 amino acids.